UGUCACACUUGACGCGCGUAAUUCAAAUUUGUGAAAAAUGGAAGAGAAGACCGAUUCGGAUUUGGACGUUCCCACGUCGCCCCGGCAGCACUUCAUGUCGCUGGAUUCCGGCAAAGACGUGGAUUUGAUGAAAACAGCCGACGAAAAUGCCGUCGAAAAACUCUUGCAAACCCUCGGCGAGAUCGACUUCACCAUCAAACAGAAGCUGGAAGUGGUGGAAAACCUCGACAUUACGGUGCAAAUAAUCAGUUUUAAAAUCUUCGAAGCCACACACGAAUUCAAGAAGAAAAUCGGCUUCGUGACCGAUGAGAGAAACCGAUUGUUGUCGUCGAUUGAAAAUCGGUCCGAGUUGAGCCUCAUCUUGAACGACCUCGACCGGAAAAUCACCGAAUUGGAGAAGCAACUCGACGAGAAAAUCCGGGGUUUCAACACGGAAAAAAUCGGGCUGCAAGAGCAAGCCGAAGCCAUCAUCUUCCAACUCGACGAAGACAUCGCCCUCAUGCAACUGAAAUUCGAGGAGCUCAAAGCCGACCUCAGCUUCAAGCGAGACACCCUAUAUCGCGUCCAAAUCGAGGCAAUGAACCAAAAAUACACCCCCUUGGUGGACAAAUACGAGGAGAAUUUGCACACCUACGAGAAACUCCAACUUACAGGGUGGCGUGUGGAACAAUCAGAAGUGAAACUCUCAGAACUUCUCGAGGAGCAGGGCUUGAAGUUCACUCCUUCUGGCCGACUCCUCACCCGCACUGGCAGCCUCCUCACGUUCCAGGAGGCCCAAGACAAGGGGUACUUCAAGGAGGUGAAAGUCUCCCUCGACAAGGUCUUCCAGUUCUUCAAGGACCGGGAUCGGGUGCGCCUCCCCGAUCAUUCACCUACACCAGACGCAGACUUCAGCGAAAAGUGUAGCACUGUUGAAAGUAAAAUGUCGUCACAAGACGUCAAGUAUUUAAAACAAAACGUGGGGAAACCCCUAACUCUGGCUUUAGCCGAAAUAACCGCGAAAAUGCCACGUGACCCCAUACACUACUUGGGACACUAUUUAUUCAAAUAUCGGUACAACCAGGAAUUGGAGGAGGUGCAAAAACGGGAAAUUGAGGAAUUGACUCUUGAGAGAAAACGACUGGCACAGGAAAAAUGGAAAAAAUUCGUCGAGGAAGAGGCGAGAAACGCCGUCAUCGAAAUGGUCCUCCGCGCCGAGCAAAUCGCCUACGAAAACGAGUUAAAACGCAUCGAAGAGGAGCAAAUGUUGGCUCAGGCGGAGGAGGAGGAGUGGGCGGGGACAGAAGAGGAAAACGCCCAAAUGGCCGAACUUAUGGAAGAGGCGCGCGACAAAUUCGAGUAACACUCACCGAUUGGUUGAUCCUCACCCCCAUUUGGAUCACCUGCGAAACAAACAAAUUAAAUUCAGUUUCUUCAAUGUUGUUUUUCUAAUUUAGCGAAGUGUCUUUUCCGUUUUGUACGCAAUACAAAUACCUCACCUGUAAAGCGCUAAUGGACCUUGGCUGGGGUCUUCGCUUGUGUCCGCAGGGGGCGAGUUUUGCGUGCGAAAUUUCCUCAGGUUAGAAACGAAAGCGCAAUUUUUGGAAAAUCUCCGCCGUAUUUGCGAAAGGUUUGAUAAA
Messenger RNA from Tribolium madens (black flour beetle), 1619 nucleotides. RefSeq lists its product as uncharacterized. The coding region runs from base 38 to 1342 and encodes 434 amino acids. NCBI's taxonomy places the organism in Eukaryota, Metazoa, Arthropoda, Insecta, Coleoptera, Tenebrionidae. Gene Ontology annotation, cellular component: Set1C/COMPASS complex. The transcript is spliced from 6 exons. The record is from RefSeq and is a predicted model, not a curated record.